AUUGACCGGACGGGCGCGCGCGCGCGGCAACACCGACGUCAGAGCGGCCGCCGAGCACGAGGUUUCGUCCCGCAUUGAUUUUAUUUUGAUCAAUCAAGUAACCAUGCCGAAGAACAAGGCUACCGGACCUGUAGCAGAAGAAAAAUUGGUAAAAAGGAGGUCACUUAGGUUGAGAGCGAAACCUGCUCCACCAAAACCAGCACCAAAACCAAAGAAGACAGUGGCUAAAAAAGAGAAGGCUGCCAAUGAUAAGAAGCAGGUUAAUAAAGCACCAGCAAGAGGAAGAAAGGGAGCUAAGGGCAAAGAAGAGAGCAACCAGGAGGAUGCAAAGGAAGAAACUCUCUCUGAGAAUGGAAAGGCCAAAAACAGCGAGGCACAAUCUGCUGAAAGCAGUGAAGAGAAAGAUGCCAAGAAUAGUAACUGAAUCCGCCCAUCAUCUACAUCAAUAGCAUCCAUGCCUCCAUACUGUAUUGUUAACAGAGAGGAAUAUUUUUUAUCAACUAUUUUAUAAAAACAAGUUUUUUUUUAGCAUGAAUUUAAUAAUGGAAACUCUCAAAACUCCAUAAUGUGGGGAGAAUGAAAACCCCAAAUAAUCAUUGUUUAAAAUGUGAUUGUCAUAGUUAUUCUGGUACAUGGAACAAGUAUAGCUGGUCGUCAUUGACUUCUGUCAGAAUGUCUGCAUUUUAGCAUCUGCAUUGUACUUAAAGGUCUGAAACUAAAAUUUCCAGCUAGUCUCAGUUUGUAAGACCAUUUUGUCUUAAAAUUUAAGAUAAUAAUAAUCCUUGCAUUUGAUAUAGCGCCUUAUCACGUCUUCGAGACGUCUCAAAGCGCUUCACAGGAUAAAGAUCACAAAGAAUUGCUUAAAAGAUUUUACACUUAAUUUGGAAUAUGGUCCUCAUUGACUGCAGUAAACUGAUUUCCAAAUUAAGACUGAAAUGAACAAUUUUCUCCAACACUGCGCAAGUUUAAUUUUUAAGACAAAAUUGACUUAAAGGCUACGAUAAGAUAGAAUUUUUGGCCUCUGAUCUUAAAAUGUCACCAGGUAUUUUUGGUGUUCAGUUACUACAAAUGGGAAUAUUAAGCAGAAAGCUGUUUUCUGUGUCAAAACAUUGCAGUUUUUGUGGAUUAAUUUUGUAACCAGGCAAAUAUUUUGGUGAAAAAACAUACUGGCCUGGGAGUCUAUUGAUAAAAAAUUUAAUUUUGAUUUGUCAUUGUAUAAAAAAAUUUGUAAUCAUGUAAAACUAGUUUCUAAUGAAAAUUAAUAAGUAUUCUAAAAGGCAAAUUGCUCCAUGGACCCACUUUCUGUCGGAUUUUGCGCUGGAUGAUUUACAUUAAUAAAAAAAACUCCCUCAAAA
This is a messenger RNA of Callorhinchus milii (elephant shark), 1355 nucleotides long. RefSeq names its product non-histone chromosomal protein HMG-14A-like. The record is from RefSeq and is a predicted model, not a curated record. Lineage: Eukaryota; Metazoa; Chordata; Chondrichthyes; Chimaeriformes; Callorhinchidae. Gene Ontology annotation, molecular function: nucleosomal DNA binding. The coding region runs from base 104 to 424 and encodes 106 amino acids. The transcript is spliced from 2 exons. Gene Ontology annotation, cellular component: chromatin; nucleus.